Messenger RNA from Phyllotreta striolata, 2389 nucleotides. The record is from the annotation of a GenBank genome assembly. NCBI's taxonomy places the organism in Eukaryota, Metazoa, Arthropoda, Insecta, Coleoptera, Chrysomelidae.
CAAAAGGUUAAGUUAAUGGUGGAUUUGUGAAACAAUUUUGUAUUAUUCGUUUAUUUAAUUUUAAUUCAGUAAACAAAACAUGGAAUUCGAUUGUAAAAUCAAGGAGUUAAACAAUAUAGAUAUUAAACACGAGAUUGAUGCAGAUGAAUCUCAUGUUGAUGAUUUCUAUGUGGAAAUACCAACAACAGUCGAUAAUCAGGAGGAAAAGGAUGGCCCAGAUUUUUGGGAAUCAGCAGAACAGUUUGAGAAAGCUAACAUUUUGAAAGAGGAAAAUAAAUUAUUGAGACAGAAAUUGGAGAAAAUGGGGGUAUAUCAUUUCGAGAGGCUAGAAAAAAAUGCUGGUGUAGCGUAUAUCAUCGAUUUGACUGACAUUAAUGUAGUUUGUAGGAUAUGCUUGAAAAGAAAUCAAUUAUUAGAAUCUGUUGAUGGAAUAUUAAGUUUCGAAAAUCCGGGAAUAAACUCAAUAAGUAUUUUGAAUGCAUUACAAUCUCUUGGUUUGGAUCCGAUAUCAAUCGAAGAUCAUUUACCUAAUAAAAUAUGUCCAGAAUGCAUACAGUAUUUAAAGUUACUCACAAUGUUUAAAUAUACUUAUGAGAAAUCCUUUGAAAUACUACGAGUAUACACAGAAACUUUAAAAAAAGGGAAUGAAAAUGUAAACAAAAAUGUUAAUUUUGUAACAACUUCAACAAUUAAAGAAGAAAUCAAUAACAGUUAUGAAGAAUAUGAAGCAAACGAAGAAGAAAUUUUUGCAGAUGUAAAAUCGCCUAAAAAUAAUUCAAGCAUGCAAUUAGACAAAACGAAACAGUACAAGAAACCUCACAAAUGUCCUAUUUGUUUUGAGAAUUUAACUCUAUCGCAAUUCCGCCCUCACAUACGCAAACACACGGCCUUGAAAAAGUACCUAAAUGCAGCUAAAGUAGAAAAAAACGUCAAAUAUUAUGCACUACCUAGUAAUCGGGUCAGUUUGAUAAAUGAAGAAAACAUGCUACACAAAUGCCCCUUCUGCCCAGAAAGCUUCGAAGCCACCACAUUCUUAACCCACAUGAAUGAUCAUUUGAAGAACGACCAGUUUGCUUGUGAUAAAUGUAACAGAGUAUUCAUGAAAAGAAGCUAUUUAGUUCAACACAAGCUGGUACAUAUGAAGGAAUUGCCUUAUCGGUGUAAAACAUGCGGUAAACAAUUUGUAUCUAAAGGAAACUACGAUUAUCAUUUAUUGGGGCACGCCGAUGGCGAAUUACCAUACAAAUGCGAAUUUUGCAGCAAGAAAUUCUCGAACCCUUUGCAUCUGAAAAGGCAUAAAACCAUUCACUUAGAAAACAUAUCUUACAGCGACAAAUACAGGAUGAAAAGAUGUAGCGGCUGCCUGCAGAGCUUCGUAAACGAGACCGAGUUCCAAUCUCACGUGUGCAUGUGGUCUGGCAAUAGAGUUCGACACUGCAGAUUUUGCAGGCAGCCUUUUAACAAAUUGCAGAACCACUCUUGCAGCAAAUUGAUCAUGCACAAAAAGGCCGUAGCGCAGAAAAAAAAGUACCAAUGUUCGAUUUGUAACAAAAUGGUCGGGAAUAUAACGUUUCACAAAAUGUCCGCCCAUCCGGAGACCGUUCAGAAGUCACUCUGUUCCGAUUGCGGGCUCUACGUGGUCAAUAUUUACCAGCAUCGAAUGAAACACAAACGUACGAAAUGCAACAUAUGCGAUAAAGAAUUCUCCUCUUCUAGUCUGAUGAAAAAACACCAAUUAAUUCACACAGGCCAGAGACCGUUUCUGUGUACUUCUUGUCCGAAAACCUUCAAUUGUAAAUACAACCUGCAAGUCCACGAGCGAAUCCACACGGGAAAUAAAUGCCACGUUUGUCACGUAUGCGAUAAAGGCUUCUUGGAAAAGUCCUACCUAAAUAAGCAUUUAAAAACCCACAAAUACGUCAUGUAAUAUUACGUUUUGUAAUCGAUUUUUUAAUGAUUGGUGAGACGUUUUACAUAAUUCAUAAACAUUAUAACCUUAAAGCUACGUUACACAUUAUUUACUCUACCUCGUUAACCUUUUAAUUAGACAAAUAAAGUCUGUGAUAAUCGUUGGCGCCGAACGCGCAAUUACAUUUCGGGCACUUCCUCUGCCUGGUCUCGUACCUCGUUUUGAGGCAAUCGUAACAGAAAACGUGGAAACAUUUCGAUAGGACAGCGUCCUUUCGUUUUACUUUGCAAGACGGGCACGUCAACGUCUCCUUGUACUCCCUAAUCUCCUCCAUCAUGACUUCGUCCAACGUGGUUCCGGCCAGUUCCAUUUUCUUCAUCCUCUCCGCUUUGCGCUUCAAUUGGGCUAUCUCCUCCUGCAGGCGCUUCGUCUUGUAGGCUUCGGCUUCGAGCGAGCUCGUCUUCUCCGCCACCACUUGCU